AAGGUAGGGUCAAAUCGGCAAAACAGGGUCAAAUAAGCAAUUGCCAAAAAAAAAAAGGAAAAAGUCCCCUUAGACUCCCUUAAUAGUUCAUUGAAUCUAAUUUGUGACCCUUAACUAGAAAACCGGGUAGGAUGACUCCCUGAAUUAUUAAAACCAGUACAAUUUGACUCCUCCAGCGGUUUUAGAGUGUGGUUUGGCUUAUGUGGCGCUGACGUGGCGGUGCUAACCCGGUUUUCAUUCCACGUGGCGCUUAUGUGGCAUUAAAAUUAAAAAAUUAUUUGUGGGACCCAUCUGUCAUUCAUACACAAGAAUAUAUUAUGGGACCCACCGACAUGUGGGACCCACGUAUCAUCCUUUCUCCUCCCCUUCUUCCUCCUCCCUCUCUCUCCCUCCUCUCUCUUUUCUCUCCCCCUUUUCUCUGAUCUGAUCUCCUUCCCUUAUUCGGUCUCCGCCGGAUCUCCUCCGCCCUCUGCGCCGAGGUCCACGGCCGGCGUCGUCGGGCCCCCUCCGCCGCGUUGCUCCCACGGCGUCCUCGGCUCCGAGCGCAUCGCCUCGUCUCAACGCCGCCAUCGACCCCUCCGCUCCCUGCUCCGCCAUGGCCUGACCAGGCGACCAGCUCCCGUGACGUCCAUGGCCGGAUGACGACGUGCUGCGCUGCUGCCAUAUAUACGAUCGAGGAAGGUUGGAGAGGGGAAUAACAACGCGUUUGUCAGAUUGCUGUACGCGUAAUAUCGGCCGUGUGCCCGUGUCUAUGUCGUCGAGCUGCAAAUGGCGUGGAAUCUCCCCGGUGAUACAAUGUUGCUUUCUAGUUUGACUCGAUCCGGCCAUCUUGUGAAAAGAUGGUGCUGAUUGAUCUGAGAGAAAGACGCCAUUCGCCGGAGACCAGGGGGAUGAGCGCCCGUCGCCGACCGGCGCCCGCCCUGGAGGGCCUCGCCGCCAGAGCCGGGUGUUUGCGCCCGUUGCCGACCGGCCGCCGGCCAUCCUCCGCGAGCCAGGACGGUUCGGGCUCCGCCCCGCUUCCACCACCACCAGAGAUCCACGCCGCGUCGCCGCCGACUCCAUCUGCGCCGCCCGGCCUGCUCUCAUGGAUGCCGCCGCCCGUCGGUCACCACGCACGCCGGUCUCGCCGAGUUGCUGUCGAGGGAGGCCGAAGAGGCGCCCCCGGGAGCCUGCUCUCAUGGAUGCCGCCGCCCGUCGGUCACCACGCUCGCCGAUCUCGCCGAGUUGCUGUCGAGUGAGGCCGAAGAGGCGCCCCCGGGAGAUCAGAUCAGAGAAGGGGGAGAGAAAAGAGAGAGAAGGGAGACAGAGGGAGGAGGAAGAAGGGAAGGAGAAAGGAUGACAUGUGGGCCCCACAUGUCGGUGGGUCCCAUAAUAUUCUUGUGUGUGACAAAUGGGUCCCACAAACAAUUUUUUAAUUCUAAUGACACGAAAGCGCCACGUAGAAUGAAAAUCGGGUUAGCACCGCCACGUCAGCAAAACCGUCCUGUAAAACCGUUGGAGGAGUCAAAUUGCACUAGUUUCAAUAAUUCGGGGAGUCAUCCUAUCCGGUGUUUCAGUUAAUGGUCACCAAUUAGAUUUGGUAAACAAUUAAGGGAGUCUAAGUGGACUUUUUCCAAAAAAAAAAAAAAGAAGGGAACUCCGGGUCGUGUUCAGGCCCAACCCCGUGCGCUUCUUGGGCCCGGAAGGGGAGCAGCCUACAAAACUCGCGCGAGAGGAGAUUCAUCUGCUAGCACAAGAUUCAUCUGCUAGCACACGCACACGUUUGAGAUGAUGGGAGCACCGAUGCCGCGCGGCGGCGGCGGCGGCGGAGAGGCUCGUGUCACCCCCGCCGUCGCCGGCGAGCAGCGGCGCGCGGCGUUGGAGAUGAGGAAGGAGAGGCUGGUGAGGAAGGCGAGCUCGCUCGCGACGCGGUGCGACGUCCCCGUCGCCGUGAUCUGCCCGGGCGUCGGCGCCGGGGGCGAGCCGACGUGGUGGCCGUCGAAGGAGGAGGUCUGGGCGAUCGCCACUCGGUACAAAUCGCUGCCGGAGAAGGAUCGGCGGAAGCACUCCGUGGACAACGCCUCCUACUGCGAGAACCAAGCCGCCGCAAAGCAAGGACCCGGCGGCGGCGGCGGCGAGUUGGCCAUGGCGGCGGCGCAGGUGGACGGCAUCGCCGCCAUGCCCGACGUGGAGCUACUGGAGCUUCUCCGAUCCAUCGACGUCUCCCUGGCCGCCGCGAGCGACACGAUCCAGAAGGCCGCCGACGAGGCUGAACAAAGUGUCUCGCUCGAGCGCGCGCACGCGCACGCUCACGCGGGCGCGCUCAUGGUGGACUCCCAGGAGGAUGCCGCGCCGCCGCCGGCGGCGAGCGGGAACGGCGUCGCGUACGACGGCGAGCACAUCAACUUGGGCGGGUACAUGAUCGAGCACAACCGAUUCGAAGCAAUCUGGCGCGAACACGCGAUCCCUCCUCCACAAAGCCUCCUGCCGGACGACGACGGCGGCGAACCGCUGCGGCUGUGGUCGUUCGACGACGGCGAAACGGUAGUCUUGCCGGACGACGACGGCGGCGAACCGCUGCGGCUGUGGUCGUUCGACGACGGCGAAACGAGAUGGAAAAAGCCGCUGCGAGGAGGGGACGAUCAGAGCUCGCUGGACUUCUGUGUUGAUGAAAUCCUGGAUAAACUGAUGGAUUUUCGAUCGAUACUUUGAUUAGAUAGCAAACCUGGAGAGACUGAUUAGAUAGCAAUCCUGGAGAGACUGGAGGGUUAUACUUUGAUUAGAUAGCAGUGUAAGGAUUAUCUUUUUUGUGAAAUUGAUGUUCAUGAAUUGGAUUAUCUUAUUUGUGAAAUUGAUGUUCAACGAACUAGAACGAGAA
Messenger RNA from Oryza sativa Japonica Group (Japanese rice), 2857 nucleotides. RefSeq lists its product as uncharacterized. Lineage: Eukaryota; Viridiplantae; Streptophyta; Magnoliopsida; Poales; Poaceae. Gene Ontology annotation, molecular function: protein dimerization activity; DNA binding. The record is from RefSeq and is a predicted model, not a curated record.